AUGUCCCGACUCUUUAAAAGAGUCAACAAAACGUUGUUGGCUAAAAAAGCCAUCACAGAACCGUCAGGGUCGUCCGGGUGGGGCCCGGUUCAUUUAGCAGCGGUCGCAAGACAUACUGAAGUCUUGCGACUCCUCCUCGUUAAAGGAGUCGUUGUCGAUGUAGUCACAAACAAAUAUUCAAAUCGCCCUCCACCUAGCGGUGUCAGGGGGCGACGUGACUGUGUGAGACUACUUCUUGCGAAUGGAACGAGGACAGAUAUACGACACUUCGGAGACAACGACACUUUUUUACACAUAGCGGCCGUCUCUGGAGUGGAGCACAUCGUGAAGAUUCUUCUUCACAAAUUCGCGAACAAGGACGUAAGGAAUAGGAAAGGGAAGACGACGUACGACGUGGCAGUAGUGAACGGACACAACAAGUUAUUCGAUUGUUUACGUUUAGAAGACAAUUUAUGUACGGUUGCACGUAAAGGAGACGUGAGAGCAAUUCACAAGCUAUUAGAAAACGGGGCUUUGAUUAAUAUAAAAGAUCAGAACGAAUGGAUGGCUCUUCAUAGAGGGGCGUUUAAGGAUAGGAUUGAGAUGGCGCAUGAAGGGUAUACAACUCUUCAUUGCGCGACGGAAGCAAAGAAAGUGGAGUUAGUUGAAUUGUUGAUUAAAAAAGGGGUCGAUAUUGAUGUGGCGGCUAAAGCAGGCACGACCGCUCUACAAAUCGUAGAGUCUUUACAUUACAAGGGAAUCUUGAGAUUGCUUGUGAGUGGCAAUGCGGUUAAUAAAGGGUAUUUUGGGAAAUUGAAAGGAGAUAGAGAGAUUAAUGUGGGGAAGAUGAUGAUACGCCAGAGUAAGAGGAAUUUAAGAAGAAGCUUUGAUCGCUCUUCGACGGUUGCGUUGAAGGUUUUUCAAUGA
Molecule: messenger RNA, 906 nt
Organism: Impatiens glandulifera
Lineage: Eukaryota; Viridiplantae; Streptophyta; Magnoliopsida; Ericales; Balsaminaceae
Product: protein VAPYRIN-like
Exons: 2
Coding region: 1-906 (301 amino acids)
Molecular function (GO): protein binding
Source: RefSeq, a predicted model, not a curated record